Molecule: messenger RNA, 5565 nt
Organism: Schistocerca serialis cubense
Lineage: Eukaryota; Metazoa; Arthropoda; Insecta; Orthoptera; Acrididae
Product: methyltransferase-like 26
Exons: 3
Coding region: 4278-4934 (218 amino acids)
Source: RefSeq, a predicted model, not a curated record
AGGGAGGGAGAGAAUGAAUUUGUUUUAAUGUUGCUACUUAAGUUACAUUUUUAUUUAAUCGUAUGGCUAGGGCCCCCUGCCGGGCAGGCUGUUCACUGGGUGCCGGUCAUUCAAUUUGAUACCACUUCAGCAACCUGCAUUUAAGGAUGGGGUGACUGAUGAUGAUGAUGAUGAUGAUGAUGAUGAUGACAGCAAAACACACAGUCCCUGGGCAGAGAAAAUUCCCGCAACCCAGCUGGGAAUUGAACCCGGCCCCUAGAGCAUUGACAGCCCGUCAACUUAAGUUAUAUUAAAGUGGUGUCACUCAAUUGUUCAAGAUAUUCACUAAUGAAAUGUCAUUACAAAGUACUGGGAACGCCAAGGGAUGCAUGUGUAGAGGAGGAGGAGGAGAAAGAACUCGUGUGGUACAUACACCCUCAAGUGGCAUCUGGAUAAGAAUGCUGAUACUGUGGUGGAAGCAAGGGAAGAGUUCCUGUUAGUGCAGCAAGCUUAGGAAGUUUUAGGUCAUCCUGUAUGAUAAGAACAGGGAAUAAAUUUUGAAGGGUGGUAGAGAUGGAGAUUUCAAGGAUGAAAGCCUUGAUGUCCUUCAGUAUUUCACGUCAUCAUGUUUUAAAGGUUGCGAUAAUGUAUAUUGGAAAGUUUUUGAAAAAAUUGCAGCAGAAGAUACAGAAUCUGUGUCAGAAAGUAAGAUGAACAUAUCAACAUUUGGAGAUUCCAACAGUAACUAUGAAGAUGUUGUCCAUCCAUUUCAUGCAUACUGGCAAAGUUACUCAACCAAGAAGCCAUAUGCCUGCCCGAAUGUAUUUGAUAUUAGUCAGGCAACAAAUGUGUGUUUUGUGCAAUGGAAAAGGAAAAUAAGAAGGUAAGGGACAAAACUCACAAGGCAAGAAAUGUUGAACAGUUACUAGCAUUUGUUCGAAAGAGAGAUAAACGUGUGAAGGCGCACAUGGAAUUUCUGAAACAAAAAUUGGAAGAUAAUGUUAGGAAUGCGAAAGAGUAUAGAAUCCAGCAAGUGAAGAAUGCAAGAACUUGCUGGAUCUCUUCAUGAUCUGAGUAUAUCCACAAUGGAGGAACUGAAUGUAAUUUAGGUGGAAAUAGCUACAGUGUCUGACGAGCGUCUUGAAGUAGUUGAUGAUGACGACGACGACGACGACGACGACGACGACGACGACAUCUGCAAAUUGUGGGAAUUCCAAGAAGCAUAGGUGUAAAAUCUGGAGCUUACAAAAGAGCAAGAUAUGUUUCUAGAAACCGGUGAAAAGGGAGACAUAUAUCAGAAAAGUGGAGCUGGUGUAGUGGAUCCUAGCAAUAAGAUUUCUGCUGAUCAAUCUAGCACAAGUAGUUGUAACAAUGAUAGUGCCAAUGGUGGAAGUGAUACUGAUGGUGUAGGAAACUUGUAGAUAAGUGACUUGUCAGAAUUCUUUCCUCGAAAACGCAAAAAUUGCAGAAGGUAGCAGUGAUUACUGUGUUAGUAUUCCAGAUGCUGAAGAUAGUUUAAAAAUGAUCACAUGUGCGUAAAAGUAAGACACAUAGGGAACUACUCGAAGACUGAAAGCUCUGAACUAAACAUACACAAUUUAAAACCUAAUACAAAAAAAAGUGUAUAGAAACAGAUACACAUCAUACAAAGAAAAAUAAUGGUAAAAUUAAUGUAUUAAUAAGAGAUUCUGAUAAGACGUGUGACAUCUACAGACUUUGAUGCUGAUAAUGAAAUUAUUUCUGGUGAGGUUGCAGCUAAAAAUAGGAAAAAGAAGAAACAAAUUCCAAAAAUCAGUUAAUAAAGUGGAUUUUGUGACUCAGAAAAAUGAAGACUGUAUUAAUUCACAAAUUCAAAGUGCCUUACUGUUGUUAAUGGUUCUAUUGAAGACAUAAAUUGUGAACAUCAUGACCAUAGUAAGAAAAGUGUUGCAGAGAAGCGUUCUAAAAAUUGGAAAAAGAAUGUUUAGGUAUUGGGUGUUGACAAAAAUAAAUACUAAUGAAUCAACAUUGAAAACUGAAAAAUAAAAAAUUUAAGAGACAGUCCAAAAGAUAUAAAAAGAAAACUGCUUUGCAAAGAUGUGCUACUGGACAAAUCUGGGAGCCUGACAACAUACUAAUUUUGGAUACUGAAGAAUGAAGAGGAUUGUGGCAUGAAUAAAUGUUCCAAAACUGGGCCAAGUGUGUGUGAAUGAAGAUACUUCGUGAACCAGAAUUGCGAUGUAGGGAGCCUGUCAUGAUUUGAUGAAAUGAAUAUCUGAGACGUAUGCUAUAAAGAUAUUCCCUUCUGGGUAAUGGCUGUGUAUAGAUGUAGGUUUUUUUGCCUUUUGUGCUCAUUCUAUAGAAGAGUAUCAAAAGAACAGCUAGAUAAAAAAUACUUGCCCCACUCAUCAGUACUAUUUGUUCGCUGCUGAGUAUGAACAUUGUUUUUAGAAAAAUUGAUUGUAUUAUUCUUUCAGAUAUGCAAUGAAUAUCCAGUUGCAGGUUACAGGGCAUUUAUUUGAAAAUCUCUGCUUCCUUCAUUUGCAUAUCAGAGGAAAAAAAAUACCAUAUACAGUUAAGACUACCUUUAGAUAAGAUGAGGUACAAAUUUUCAUCAAAGGUUGAUAGUUUUACUCUAUGCUUGUCCUAAAGGAUGAUCCCCAAAUGAUUUGUGGCCUGUGAAUUUAAUUUAGAACUGAUGAUGAGAUGAUGAGAUGAUGAGAUGAUGAUGAUGAUGAUGAUGAUGAUGAUGAUAGGCAGUGAUUUGGAUAAUGACUCUGAGGAUUUAUGAAAGUGCUGUUUUGGCUAUUCAGUUUUGCGGACGUAACUGUACUGUAAAAUUGGUGCAGUUGCACAUGUCAUAAAGCAAAAGCUUCCUUCAGGAUAGUUACAGUUUUACCUGUAGAAACGUGUUGAAUAACAAGCUCAUAUGUACACCUAACAAGUAUUGUUGGUUGUGUCAUGUGUUCAAACAGUUCAUACUAUAGUCAGCAUAAAUUUGUAAAGUGUGUGCCUAAAGAAGAAAAUGCGAAGGAAGAUUAAAGUUGUCAUAGGCUAAAGAAUUGAAAAACUGUGCUGCAGCAAGAGCUUUCAGUAUAACAGAGAAGAUGGUGAGAGAUUGGUGAAAGAAUCAAGAUGCUAUUUAAGAAAUGCCAAUGAAAAAGUGUUCUAUGAGGAGAGGAAUAGUGUGUUAGCCAGAUUUAGAAAAUAGUGUUGCAGGAUGGGUACAAGAAGAGGCAGAAUUGUUGCUACAAGAAACAUGAUUAGGGAUUAUGCAUUGAAGUGGGUGUGAGCCAAUACAGAGCACAGCAAAAGGUUUGAAACAGUAGGUUCGUGCAGUCAUUUCAUGAACAGAAAAACCUGGUAACAUGGCAGAAAGUGAGUAUUGUACAGAAAUUACUGAAAGAUCUUGACUGUAAUGUUAGGAGUUAAAAGUUCAUUUAUAUGAGUCGAAAUUACAACUUUCCACUAUCCCAUACUGGAAAUAUGGCUGAAACUCCAGUGAACUUCGAUAUAAUAAACAAUAGAACUGUGGAAACAAUGUGUAAAAACUGUUCAAAUCAGAAAUACAGGCCAUGAAAAGACCAUAACUACAGUAGUAUUAACACAUGUGGCAGACAGAACAAAGAUAAACCCUAUGUUCAUUUUAAAGUGGAAAACCAUUCCUGAAAUAAAAUUUCCACCAGGAAUUUUUGUACUAUGUCCCAAAAAGUGAUGGAUGGACAAUAAUGGUGUAAAAUUGUUAGUAGAAAAUACGUGGAAGAGGCAACCAGGUGCUCUAUGAAAUCAACAAAGUUUGCUUGUGUAGGAUAUUUUUCAGUCAUGUAACUAAGAGUACAAAAAUUACAUAACUUGAAGCAAUGCUGAAAUUGCUAUUACACUGUAUAUUUUGACUUCAAUGCUACAACCUAUAGACGUCUAUCUUAAUAAACCAUUCAGAGACCACAUGUGUGAACAAUGGAACAAUUGGAUGAUGAGCAGUGAAAAAUCAUACAUGACAAGUGGAGCUAUGUUGGCUGCUUCACUUGAUGUUUUGUGAUUUCACCAUAAAAUCAUCGGAAAAAUUGAAUGUGGAAACAGUGAUGAAAUUCAAGAAAUGGGGGGGGAUUUCCGGUGCUAUGAAUAACACUGAUGAUUUGUUAUGGGAUACUGAUUAUGAAGCAGAAAUAGAUUCACAAGGUGCAGAAUGGGAGCCAUGUUACGAGCUUGUCAACAAUGCAAAUGAGGAUGUACUUCAGGAGCUGCAUUUUUAGCCAAUGAUUGUGGGGAUUUUGGAGUGUUUUAAAUGCAUUGGUUGAAGAUCCAUACGACAGACAGAAAUGGACCGCAUGUCAUGUGUUGGAGAUAAAUUGCACAGCCCUGCAGCUGAACGCAACAAAGAACCAAUUCUCGAGGUGUUAAUGCAGUACAUUUUUAACAACAAGGCAAAGGAAGAAGCUCUGACAGUACUAGAAAUAGCCUCGGGAACAGGCCAACACAUUGUGUAUUUUGCCCAAUAUUUUCCAGAUGUGCAGUUUCAGCCAUCUGAAUUUGAAGAAAGCUAUAUAAGAAGUAUUGGAGCAUACAUUUCUGAAAGUGGUGUCCGCAAUGUGCGUGACCCAAUUGUAAUAGAUAUACGUACUCCAUAUAGAUUCUGGGCCUUUGGAGCAUUCACAGAAAAUUCUGUGUCUUUUGUUAUCAACAUCAAUAUGAUCCACACAACUGAAAGUGAAUGCACUGAACACCUAUUCAAGAAUGUACAAAAAGUUCUGAAACCUGGCGGUCUAUUAUUUCUGUAUGGGCCUUUUGCAUUUAAUGGAGUUAUAACUCCAGAGUCUAAUGUUAGCUUUAACCAAAGAUUAAGACAAGAGAAUCCUGCAUGGGGCCUAAGAGACGUAGAAGAUCUGAAUGUAUUGGGAUUUAGAUAUGGUUUGGCACUAAUAGCAGCACACGAUAUGCCAGCUAAUAAUCACAUGCUUGUGUGGAAGAAAAAGUAAUUUCAUUGGAGAGAGCUUUUCACUAACAAAAUUUGUUCCUCAUUUAUUUCAGUAUUAAUAAAUCAGAUGUUAAAUGUCAGUUUGGUUGUUAACAAUGCCAGUGUUGUUCCUGUGUAACAGUAUUAGCUGACGCUUAGUAGAAUGUUGUGUUCUUAAAAUAAGAUUGUCUAGUUGCAUGUAUGGUUAAUGGUUUGUGUUCUAUAAAGUCUGUGAUGUUUGAUUGAUUGUUUAAAAUUGUGAAACAAUAGAAAUAUUUGUGCUUUAUACAGGUACUAUAUAAUUUAUGCAUAUACUAUAACUGCAGGUUUUCAUUUGGUUUUGUGAAGCCAUCUGUAAAUGUGUGAGCAAAGUAGAAAAAGCAAAACUUUUGACUUUGUUAUUCAGUAGCAGAUAUUGACCUGAAACUUAAAAUCCAUAAGAGAAACUGUCAUGAUACUUUUGAUACAUCUUCCAGACACAAUGCACUCAAAUCCCACUGAUAACAAAGAAUCAAAUGAUGAACUGCAUAAACUCUGUGUAGCCCACAGGAAAAGUUUUUCAGAUAUUUGCAUUCUUUGAGUCUAACUAUGAAAUUUCUGAAUUUUCAAAUGAAACUGUAUCCUUUGAUCUCAAAUAAAUGUCUUUAUUGUGA